CACGCUAAGGCUCGAAUGGGAAAAUUAAAGUGGACAGAGUCGGCUUUUGUGCCCAUGUCUUUGUAAGCCGUCGCGAUGAAGUGAACUGCAUUUCGUUCAGUUUCAAGUAUGAUACAGAGUGCUUCUGGAUAUUAUUAUCUAGAAUAGUGAAUGGUUCCUAACGUGUGCAGCUUCCUACCUUGUGCAACAACCUAGUUCUAAAGUAUACUACGGAUAUAAUUAUAAUGGACCCGUCACUCGAAGACUUCAGCGCCAACCUUUCUACAGAAAAUCAUGGUCAAAUAAUUUUACAAAGAUUAGAGGAACAGCGAGCGACAAAGCUCUGUGACGUAGUGGUUCUUUCGUCGGAUCGUCGCAAAUAUCCUUGCCAUAAAGCUGUAUUGGCGGCAAACUCGACGUUGCUCCGUGACAAAGCAAUGAAAUCAAAUAAAAUACAAACGGACAUAGCAGCCGAGGUACUCGAACUUAUCCUUGAUUACUUUUACACAGGAUCUGUUCGCAUCGAGGAAAAUAACUGCAUUGAACUACUGGAUGCAUCCGUGUCACUGAUGGUAACACCGCUUGAAGGGGCGAUCUCUCAUUAUAUCAAGCGAGUGGCCCAGGAGAAUACGCGGCCGUUCAUCGAGAGCUCGAUGCUCCUAAAAGUACCACCAAACCUAAUGAAGAAUGCCAUCGGUGAUAUACUCAUAGCAAACAGUUUUUCUAAGCGUGCCUUGCUUCUGCAAGUCGUCGAAGCACUCGCUGACUGGGCUGCCGUCGAUCAUGCCACAAGGUGGGAGGUGUACAGGGAGUUGCUAGAACGUGUCAAGAGCGACAAAAAUACGAGUCGGCAAACAUCCUGUCCAGUCACACCGCUUUCGUAUCCUUCAUCGAUACACUCAUCAGAAUCAGCAAAUCAUUCUGCUUCACCGUCGUCACGAAGUACGUCAGUCGAUUCUGCUGCAGUAAUGCAGCAUUCUACACCGCUGGGAAUAUUUCGUAGCAGGAACAUGGUCUUGCCGUCAACGUCCGCUGCUGAAGAUCAGGGCGAUAUGUACUUUGAACUUGAACUGUCAAAAGUUGGCCGGAAAGAGGAGAACGGCUGGGAUUGCGUGUCGGAAUUAGCGACCGCUACGGAUAAAAACAGCGAGGCACCGAUGGACGCUUCUAUGGCGACUGGCGCAAGCGAAACAACAUGGUCACAAUACGAGCGUGAAAUGAGGGAAGUGAUUGAAGAAUUAAAAGCUAAACAGCUUAGCGAUGAUGAAGAUAUCAAGUUAUAAUUGUUUCAUGCAUACGAAACAAAUAAAUUGAUCCUUUGCAAAUACUAAUUUGGCGAAUUUCUACAUCAUGCAUCGAUAGAAGCGCAAAGUGAGCUCAGUAUUAAAAAGGCAACAAAGAAUAUUCCAUCGUGGAGUUGUCUAUAUUCAAGCAAUUUAGGCCCUAUAGAGAAUUUAUUUAUAGGCGAGGGCACACGGGUGUCUAUGUGCAGUAUCAAUUAGCAGCAAUAAUUUGAAGACAAGAAUAAAAGCGACUUUUAAAGAUCCAUUAUACAUUAGCUUCAUUACAUAUCGCACAAAGCCUCGUGCUCAAGCAGAUGAUAUUCCAGACUGCAUAAGUGAGAUCUAUCAUGCUGAUGAAUAACAUGCAGUAAAUCUCGAAGGUGCCUGUUUUCUAUGACAAUGCUGAACGAAAAGGGCGUUUCAACUCGACUAUGAUUUACUUAGGCGCUUUGGAUAUGCCUACGUUUAGGACUGAUAUAUAAAUGUUAAACUAUUCGCCUGGUGCUGAAUAGCAGCGUAGCACAUGCUUCCGAGAUAAAAUAAAGGUUUAAGAAAUUAUGACUUUUUCUUACAAAGCAUUAAUUAGACCAUACCGUAUGUGGCUGGGCACAAUUGUUUGCAAGUCAAACUUGGAUCUGAAACGCAUCAUGUGCUUUUUGUUGCAGCCGUUAAGAAAUGGUCUGCACAAACUGAAACAGACGAGUCUGUUAGUAAGCCAGAGUAAACGCAUGGGCUUAUGAUCGGAGAAA
Messenger RNA from Varroa destructor (honeybee mite), 2011 nucleotides. RefSeq names its product kelch-like protein 38. The record is from RefSeq and is a predicted model, not a curated record. Gene Ontology annotation, molecular function: protein binding. NCBI's taxonomy places the organism in Eukaryota, Metazoa, Arthropoda, Arachnida, Mesostigmata, Varroidae.